AUGAUUGAACUGCAUACUGUGAAGAGCUGUGAAUUUUUGGGAUUGUUGGCCUCUAGAGGAAUGGAUUUAUGGAAUGUGGACCUUGAAUCUCGGUCACCUUUGAAACUGAAAAUGUUGUACAGGCCACCAGCAUUUUUGCGCCGUUUCCUUCACAAAUUUGAUGUCCUCAUUCUCAAUACUGGACACCAUUGGAAUAGAGGGAAACUUAAGGCUAACCGUUGGGUCAUGUAUGUAGGGGGUGUGCCUAAUAGCAAUAGGAAAAUUGCAGAUAUAGCAGGCGCCAAAAACUUUACAAUUCAUAGUAUUGUCAGUUGGGUAAACUCACAGCUACCAAAAUAUCCGGGUUUGAAAGCAUUCUACCGGUCUAUCUCACCCAGGCAUUUCUUUAAUGGAGAUUGGAACACUGGAGGUACCUGUGAUAAUACCACCCCACUCUCUGAUGGGAAGGAAGUUCUACACGACGAAUCUAGUGAUCCUCUUACUGCAGAGGCAGUGAAAGGAACACACGUUAAGCUCUUGGAUAUUACAGCUCUAUCUCAGCUGAGAGAUGAGGGUCAUAUAUCUCGAUACAGCAUUAAAGCCACACCAGGAGUACAGGAUUGCUUGCAUUGGUGCUUACCUGGUGUUCCGGAUACAUGGAAUGAGAUUGUUUUUGCACAGCUGUAGUUCAACAAAGCUGGCAUUUAGUUUCAAACUCUUACGAUAUGUCUUGAAAAGAUGGGAUUCCCUCUUAAAUAUAUUUAUUUCAAAAUGUUGUUUGGACUGAUGCAAGUGUCCUUUUUCAUGUAUAUUAUUAAUUAUUUUUAUUUCCUUCCAAUAAAGUUUUCAUGUUCUAAGUUUUUAUGGAACCUCUAACAAAGGAUCUAUGAGGAACCCUAGAAGAUUUGUGUAUCCUUGAGUUGUAUGCAGGACCAGAGGCUGUUUGAGCUGCCAAUAAUGUUCUUUAAACCUUUU
Ilex paraguariensis (yerba mate) is the source of this 954-nucleotide messenger RNA. NCBI's taxonomy places the organism in Eukaryota, Viridiplantae, Streptophyta, Magnoliopsida, Aquifoliales, Aquifoliaceae. The record is from the annotation of a GenBank genome assembly.